AUGGGUUACAUGGAAGUAGAGGAGUUAGUUUACAGCAUUGAUAAUAUUUUGCAUGGCCUGUGUGACGAUAGUGGAGCUAUGAAUAUGAUGGAAGUAGGUAGAUGUUUGGGGAAAGUGCACUUAUUUGUCAUUCAUAAAGUUAGUGAACCAGAGGUUGUGGAAAUUGAGAAUGAGAAAGAGAAUGACAUCCUUUACCUUUGCCAAGGGCCUGCAGAGAGUGGUGGGGGUAAUGGGUCUGAGGCAGUUGAGGUGGACAAAGUUGGUGCAGUUGAUGUUGAUGAAGUUGGUGCAGUUGAGGUUCAUGAAGUGGGUGCAGUGGAGGUGGAGGUGGAGGCAGUGGAGGAAGUGGAGGUGGAAGGGGAGGCAACGGAGGAACUUGAGGUGGAGGUGGAGGCAGUGGAGGAAGUUGAGGUGGAGGCAGUGGGUGCAGUGGAGGCUGAGGAAAUGGGUGCAGUGGACGUUGAGGAGGAAGUAGAAAACAAUAGUGAGGAGGAAGUUGAAGUGGAUACUUGGGACUCUUUGGAUGAAGUAGAAAACAUUAGUGAGGUUAGUGGUGAAGAUCACAUGGUGGAAGAUAUUGGAAGGGGGUUGUCUGAUGAUGAUUCGGAGUCAGAACAGUUGUUAACUCCAGAAGGUAGUGAAGGUAGUGGUAGUGAGGAGGAUGACAAUGCUGCCAAACCAAGUCCAUGUCCGUUUCCUAAAUUUGGAAAGCAAAAGUCAAUGAAGAGAUUAUUAAAGGAAUCUAAGUUGUCUAGAUAUUGGAUUCCAAGCUGGUCUGCAAGGAGGAUUUUUGAGGUUAGGCAUGUGUCAGCUGUUGGGAACAAGUUCUCAGUGGACUUGGAUGCUCGUGAAUGUAGCUGCAGGCAGUGGAUGAUCAGUGGCAUCCCAUGUUGCCAUGCAGUAUCAGCCAUGCAGUUUAUAAAUUUACAACCAGAGACUUUUAUACCAAUUUGGUUCAUGAAAUCCACAUACGAGGAGACUUAUGCAUCCAUCAUUUAUCCUGUGAAUGGCCACCUCCUAUGGGAAAAAACAAGCUUCCCUGAUAUAAUGCCACCAGUAAAGAGGAAGAUGUCUGGGAGGCCAAAGAAGAAAAGAAGAUUGGAUCCAUGGGAGUUAACCAAGGAUGGAACCCAGAUGACUGUUGGUGGGCAUAGAAAGAAAUGUAGCAUCUGUCGUCAAUUGGGGCACAACAAAAAAAUAUGUCCUCUACGUCCACCCAUCAUAGAACCAACAGAACCAGCAAGUGACCAACCUCCUCAGCCACAAGAAGCACCAAGUGACCAACCUACCCAGCCACAAGAACCAGCAAGUGACCAACCAACUCAGCCUCCAGUACCAACACAAGAUUCCGUGACAGAACCAACUCCACCAAUACUAAGGAAAAAGUUAACAAUUAGAAGAAACGUUGCAUAGAUUGAACUCUCUUUCUUUAUUGAGAGUGUGUAGGACAGUAGUUAAGUUAUUAUGUAUGUUAUUUGAUGUUAGACAUUUUAUCUUUCAUAUUUGAAUUUGGACAUGUUAUGAAUUUGGUGAUACCAAUUAUGGCAGUAUCUUUCUUUUGAAUUUAAACAUGUUUGACUGG
This is a messenger RNA of Vigna radiata var. radiata (mung bean), 1582 nucleotides long. RefSeq lists its product as uncharacterized. NCBI's taxonomy places the organism in Eukaryota, Viridiplantae, Streptophyta, Magnoliopsida, Fabales, Fabaceae. The record is from RefSeq and is a predicted model, not a curated record. The transcript has 3 exons. Gene Ontology annotation, molecular function: zinc ion binding. The coding region runs from base 1 to 1413 and encodes 470 amino acids.